Mya arenaria is the source of this 1314-nucleotide messenger RNA. RefSeq lists its product as uncharacterized. The transcript has 10 exons. Gene Ontology annotation, cellular component: extracellular region. Lineage: Eukaryota; Metazoa; Mollusca; Bivalvia; Myida; Myidae. Gene Ontology annotation, molecular function: hydrolase activity. Bases 41 to 1060 code for a protein of 339 amino acids. The record is from RefSeq and is a predicted model, not a curated record.
CAGAACACUUUAAAUUUGCUUAGUCAUCCCUCCCGCCAUCAUGGAUCUGACUUUUUUGUUGGCAAUAUUUGUCCUAUUUGGACCUUCGGAACAGUUUAUUUUCUUCGGGAGCGGUAACCCACUUGAAUCUUUCAAUGUGGACCAGACUAAAAUUUCCGUUUCCGGAAUUUCUUCGGGGGCUGCCAUGGCAACCCAGAUGCACGUGAUCUUUUCCCGAGACAUAAUGGGUGUAGGAUUAAUAGCUGGAGUACCGUUCGCAUGCGCGGGAUCGGUGGGUUCCUCUCUGAGCUGCAUGAGUGCCCCAAACCUGGUAUCCCCUGCGCAGCUGGAGGCGACAACUUCCGCUGGUGCUCUGGUGGGCAACAUUGAUGCCACCUCCCAUAUGAGCCACGACAGAGUGUACAUAUACAACGGCAAACUGGACUCCGUCAUCAAUCCUGGCAUCGGACAAAAGAUAGCAGACUUUUAUGGCCACUUUGUAAAUCCGAGCAGUAACAUCAAAACCGUCUUCAACGUCAGUUCUGAACACGGGCAGAUUACAGACAACUUUGGUGGAGCGUGCGGCCAACUGCAGUCAUCGAAUUUCAUCAACAACUGUGGCUAUAAUGCUGCAUAUGACCUGCUCAACCACAUAUAUGGCGGGCAGCUGCAGAAACCUACAGCUCAGACACAGCAAAGGGGAAUGCUCAAGAGUUUCAGCCAAUCAGAUUUCUUCUACGUAUCAACCCCCUCAAUGUACAGUAUGGCCAACGAUGGCUAUGUGUAUGUACCUUCUGGAUGCGCGAGCAAAACAAAGAAAUGCAAGCUCCAUGUGGCAUUCCAUGGCUGCGCAAUGUACCAUGACCGUAUCGCGGAUGCCUAUGUUCGUCACGGAGGCUACAACGAGGUGGCGGAACUGAAUGACAUCAUCAUCCUUUACCCUCAGACCAUAAAGUCCGCCACCAACCCACAGGGCUGCUGGGAUUGGUUUGGAUAUACAGGAACAUUGUUCGCUACCAACAACGGUUUCCAACCAACAGCACUGAAGCGGAUGAUUGACAAAGCGGCUUCGAUCGCGUAGAAAAUUUCGAGGGCAGCAUUAGUCUCCAAAAACUAAUUAAUUAUUCUCCAAAACCGUUUAAUAUUUUACACACAAGCAAAAUUUACGUAUGUGCCAACUAAUUUCGGUUGAUUCCUUAAAAAAUCCGGUUUUCUUGUGAGUCGAUGAUAAAAUAAUAAUAAACAACUUAAACAAUCACACCAUCUGACUGAAUCUGCCAAUAUCGUGCUAGUUUGUAAAAAAGUAUUUGUUAAUAAAUAUGUUUUGAAGAGAAA